AUGGGUGGCAAGGGAAAGGCUGGUCGGACCAUCCUUAGAAACGCCAUGUUGCUGGUAGAGGAUUACCGUGUCGCAAAUGCUCCUAAAACAGAGCACACGGUGGCUCCUACUAGACCGGUCUCCUGGCAACCUCCAAGUCACGGGUUUUACAAAGUGAAUAUUGACGAGGCGGUCUUCUCAAAAAGGAAACAAGCUAGGGCAGGGGUGGUCAUUAGAGAUGGAGAAGGUGAAGUGAUCGCUGCUCUCAGCAAACAGUGGAAAUUCCCGCUAGGAGCAACUGAGGCUGAAGCAAAAGCAUGGGAAGCUGGUAUACUCUUCUCCAAGGACGUGGGGGUCAGAGAUGUGGAAUUUGAGGGAGACUCGUUGGAAGUUUGCAAUGCUUUACAAGGCUUGACAUCCCCACCCUCAUCUGUGGCUAAUGUUCUUAUUGGUUUUUUAAACCAUGUCUCAUUUUUUAGGCAAUGGAAGGUGUCCCACAUUAAAUGGCAGGGAAAUGUCCCUGCCCACUUACUAGCCCAACAUGCUCACAUGUUGGUGAUUAUGUUGCAUGGCUAG
Molecule: messenger RNA, 555 nt
Organism: Quercus robur (English oak)
Lineage: Eukaryota; Viridiplantae; Streptophyta; Magnoliopsida; Fagales; Fagaceae
Exons: 1
Coding region: 1-555 (184 amino acids)
Molecular function (GO): RNA-DNA hybrid ribonuclease activity; nucleic acid binding
Source: RefSeq, a predicted model, not a curated record